Molecule: messenger RNA, 2977 nt
Organism: Chenopodium quinoa (quinoa)
Lineage: Eukaryota; Viridiplantae; Streptophyta; Magnoliopsida; Caryophyllales; Amaranthaceae
Product: vicilin-like seed storage protein At2g18540
Exons: 1
Coding region: 1173-2204 (343 amino acids)
Source: RefSeq, a predicted model, not a curated record
UUGAAGUAAAAUUAUUACAAUAUUUUUCGUUCCUAAAAAAAAUAAAAAAUAUUAUUUUAGUUCUAUUAUACAGAUAUAUUCUACAAAAAGUUGUCUAAAAAGAAGGGGGAGGGAAAAAAUAGCACUUGAAUGUGACAUGUUUCACUCUCGCUGGGUGUUUUAGUAUUAAGUUAUUGAUAUAUUUUUGAAACAAAGCCACCGUGGCCUUAACUUUCAUUCAUAGGAAGAUCUUGUUGAAGAAGUUACGAUGCUCCGAGGAUAAUCAGACAACCAAAUUGUACUACUAGUUCCCCUAGCACACAAUGCGCUAGUUCAUGGACAACCUUAUUUCCUUCCUAUGAACAAAGCUCCAAGAAACCGACUAUAACAAGUUACAAACAUGAUAAAUAUCAUCAAAAAUAAUAUGAAAGCUGUUGUUAUAUAAUUUUGAAUUUUUAAUGUUAUCUAAAUUGGUAGAUAAUUAUCAUAUGAAAUAUUCAUCACUCGUAAUAAACGCCACAAAUAAAGCAUGCACUCUAGGACAUGAAUAUAAAACAUGAAUUAGUAGUCAACUGGUCACAUGUAAUUAGUGUACUCCUCAAAUUAGAUCCUACUUAGACGCUAAGCUCGUGACUAGAUCUAAUUCUAUGAUUACAAUCAACUUAUUAAUCAAGAGUUUAGUAACGUAGUAUUCUAUAUAGUAAACUUAAACUUUCCUUAAUCACUAAGGUUAUAGAAGUUAAUUAUAUCUUAAUACUUCAUCAAUACUUUAUUCUUUAAAAUAAUACAAGUCAACUAACUAUCCAACCUAGCUACGAACAAACUGAGUUAAGCCUAUAAAUUUAUCCAUCUAUAAUCUUAGGAGCAUCCAACUUAGCUCAUUUGUUUGCUUUGUUUUUCGGUUUUACAAGAGUUAACUAAAAUCUCUAGCUCUUCUUCUUCUAAAUUUCUAAUUUAUUUCCAAACAUGAAUCCCCAAUAAUUAAAAAAAAAAAAAAAAAAUCCCAAUUUCUCUAGCUUUUUAUAUGUUAUUGUUAAAAUCAUCCCUUUUAAGAAAAAAACAAGCAUUCAAUCUAAUAGUAUAAAAUCCAAUUGAAUCUUGGGCAUCAAUCACUCACUCAAACUUUUGGUUGCGUUAGUCCUUUAGACACACACAAUCAAUUCAACGCAAGUAGAACGUACUUGAAUUCCAGUAUGUUCAGACGUAAUUACCAGGAAGAGUGUAAAAAAUGGGAGGUGUGGAAGAAGAAAACUGAUCGUGAGAUGCAGAAGUUGAAAUGGGAUUUAGGGGAGACAGAGCGUAAAAAGCAGGAAGAGUUGAAGAAGUGUCAAGAGUAUUGGAUUCAAAAGUAUAACACUUUGUUGAUGGAGGCAGAGCAGAAAAGGCAAAGAGAGUGGAGUAAGAAUCAAUUAGAGAUGGCUAAAACUAACAAGUUGUUGGAGUUUGAGCGUAAGAAAUUCGAAGACUCGAAAAAGGAAAGAUUUGAGAUAGCAAAAUUUAAAAAUAUAAUGUGUGAGGCAGAGGCUAAGAAUAAAGAAGAAUUGAAGAAGAAACAAGAAUUGAUAGAAAAAUUAAACAACAUGUUAGGAGAGGUAGAAAGUAACAAGCGGGGAGAGUUGAAGAAGAAACAAGAUGAGGUAGAAAAGUUGAAGAAGACGUUAGGGGAUACAGAGCGCAAAGCGAAUGAAGAGUUGAAGAGGAAACAAGAUGAGGUAGAAAGAAUGAAUAAGAUGUUAGGGGAGGUAGAGCAUAAAAAGUGGGAGGAACUGAAGAAAAAACAGGAUGAUAAAGAAAAAAUGAAAAGAGAUGUAAUUGAGGUAGAAUCUACAUUACGAGGAAAGUUGAUGGAGAAACAAGUUGAGAUCGAUAUAUUGAAAAGGGAGAAGGGGGAGAUAGCUCGUAAAAAUAUAGAAAUGUUGAAGAAGAAACAAGAUGAGAUUGACAAGUUGGAGGAUGAGUCGACUGUAGAAAAAUUUAAGGAGUUGAAGAAGACAUAUGAUGAAAAGAUUGUUGAAUUGAAACAGAAGUAUAAAGAGUUAGUUGUAUUGAUGAAAAAAGAGCGGGAAAAAUUGAGCACUAAACAAGACGAGUUAGAGGUUAAAAAAAAAGAGAACAAGGAUCUAGAGGAAGAGCUCAAAAUAUAUGUAUUUAACAGAAGUGUGGGUUGCACUAUGGAAUUCUAUUACAAUAUGGCAAAAAAUAUGCAAACCGAUUUACCUCGUUGAAAAAUUACAUUCUUCAAUAUGAAAGCAAAUGCAAGUAUCUGGCCACCAUCACUCGAUCUAAGUAUGUCAAUCAUACCGUUGAGUCCGGUGGAGUCAGUUGAGUCACUUCCAAAUUUCUGGUUUAAUUGUAUUCCAUCACACAAUCCUGAAGACUUCGAUCGAGACAAUUGGCGAGUACUUCGUUGCGCAAUCCCAUCUAUAGACGGCAUCAUGAAUGUCAAAAGAUGUGUCAUAGCUUAUUACGAUGGUAGUAACAGUAAUCAAACCGAAGUCAAGAAUGGAAUCGAUAGGAUUGUCAUACCUAUUCCAUGUUUUCCUCAACACAUUUCUAACUAUCACCCUCUUAAAGUGCACAAUAUCGUGGGAGUCGGCACUCGUUUAUCAGUCUAUUUGAGUGAUAAUGAGUAAGUCAAUCUUGGGUGAAUUGAAGAUGGCAAUGUUGGUAAGCUUGUUAAUAUUCCAGCAUUUCAUGGAAUUGGUGGCUAAUUACAUAGUUAGGAGCACGUGUCAUUUCAUUGAUGAAUUCAUGUAUUGUUUCAGUCUAUUGAAUUCAUGAUAAUUGGACGUACUAUGUUGUAACUCUUGUAAACACAGAGCAAAUUGUUUUUUUAUUUUUAUUUUUUAUUUUUUUCAUUAUGAAGAGUAAUAUCAUUAAUAAAGAGUCAUACUGCAUCUUCAAUAAUAAUAAUAUUUGUAAACCACAUAUCCUAAGAAAAUAACAUAACUUUUACAAUCAAAAUCAUAACUAUUUUGCAUAUCCGGCAUAGCUCACA